ACAAUAACGCCCUCUGUGUUCCAACUAAGAUUUACAUCCAAGCUUAGGUGGGAAGUACUAUUUAAUUGGGCAUUGGAAAAAAAAUCGUUCCAUGCUCGAAACCCAAAUGUGCAUGUUUUCUGUGAAACACAAGUAGCUGAUCAAGAAAAUGGGUCAGGGUGUAGUUAACGGCCAUUUAAAAAUUAAUUAAAGUCUUUGUUUGAUUUUUCUAUUCCUAUGCUGAACAUAUGCUGAAUUUUUAAUGUGCAUCAUUGAGACUUUUUCAGACUUGUUUUUCUCAUAGCUAAUACAAGUUUUUAAAACAUUGCCAAAGCACUCAAUGCAUGUCAAACUUACAGAAACUAAAAAUUGUUCACAGCAAUUUAAUGUAAUGCAGAAAAGUAAAAUAGGUCAAGUUUGAAUAGUGUAGAAAAAAAUCUAGAUUUAUUAGAUCAGGUGUUGUUGAUGAAGGGAAAAGCCGCUCAGGGGAUUUCUGAUUUUAUUUUAAUUUUUUUUCUCUCAUAUUAUGAUUUUGUUGUUAUUUUUAAUUGAUUAUUGUUUUUAUGUUGAUUGAAUUGUACAUACCACAAAGUAACUGCCUAACAACCUUCUAAUUGGACCUUUUUGCUUUCCCUAAUUUUUCUCAUGUUUAUUUCCUGUUUGUGUGUAUUAUUAUGCUAUUAACAAUAUGCAAGAAAUGCAAAAAAGAUACAGAUUUUGUACUCUUCAAUUUCUCCAAAAUAAACAAAAGGGAAUAUUUUGUCAGCGUUGUGUGUAUUUAAUUUUUUACGGGUUGAUGUCUUUUAAAAGCUCACUUUAAUAGAACUAGAAUAGUAGCAACAUCAAGUUGUUCCAUAAACACCUGCUAACGUAGAUGUUAGCUGAUAGCUUAGCUGAGAAGUAUACAGUGCCUCACCACCCAGUGUUUCAUAAAUCCGAACAUUUGUAAAACACAUUUUAAUAACAAACUAUUUCAAUGAAUUAACCACAAAUUGCGUAGUUUGACUUUAAAUAAUGUUAACAUUACUUUCGGUGACACAAAAUGUUUCGUCAGUGAGAACCUGGCUAAGAAAACCCUGCUAAUUUCAAUCAAUUUUCUUAGGCUUUAAUGGGAGCUUGGUCUCCAUUCAGUUACACUGCUGCCAUCUACUGGUACACUCAACCACUGUCUCAAUCGUGCAUAGAAAGAACAGGGCAAACGGGAUGAAACAAGCGCCAUAUAUUUCCUGUUUAAAACACGUCUUUUUAAAUACAACUUUAUUUUUAAAAAUAAAUAAUUAAAUGUGGUGCAUUUAAUUUAAGCAUGGAGUACUCUGGAGGGUAGUGGCCUAAUGUCGUCACAUAGCUGUUUUUUGUACUGUAACUAUGUGACGUCACGCGCAUUGACUCUCAAUCCGCUCUUCAGUUCCUCGAAAUGAACAGAGACGGUGACAGAAGGAGGACACUGUGACCAGUGAGACACCGGAGACGUCUUUUUAGAAAUCCAGCGAACAUGAGGGACGAGGACGACGUCAUGUUGUGGUCGGAGAGGGAGUUCCACGAUGCCGUAAAGAAGAACGACACUGAGAAAAUGCAGGAACUGAUCCACAAGGGAGUGGAGGUCAAGGUCAAAAACAAAGACGAGAGGAAGGCGCUACACUGGGCCGCAGGAGCCGGGAACGAAGAAGCGUUACGCCUCCUACUGGAGCAUGACACAGAUGUAGACGAGCAAGACGUCUUCGGCAUGAACCCUCUGCUGCUGGCUGCCUGGUUUGGUCACCUGAAGAUCCUGCAGAUGAUGGUGUCCAGAGGAGCCAAGUUCAACUGUGAGAACAAAGACGGUCUCAGUAUGCUCCACUGUGCAGCUCAGCGAGGACAUGUUAAAGUGUUGGAGUUCAUCAUGGAAGAUCUGGAAAAUAUCCAUCUGGACAAGGCCGACAAUUCCGGAAAGACUGCUCUUCAUCUGGCUGCCGAGCACGGACACCUGGAGGUGGUCGACUUUUUGAUCGGAAUGGGCUGUUCACAUGGACUGAAGGACAAGGAAGAGAACACGGCCCUGCAUUUAGCAGUGAAGCACGGACACCCGUACGUCCUGCAGAGGAUCCUGGAGACUGGAGUAGAUGUUGAUGACAAAAAUAUAGACGGGCUCACAGCGCUCCACCUGGCGGCUCAGGGAGGUCACUACGAGUGUAUAAAGCUGCUGCUGGAGUCCAACUGCAACGUCAACGCGUUGACCAAUAAAAACUCGACAGCUCUCCACUACGUGGCUCAGCGUGGCUUCGACAGGGAGGUCGACCUCCUUCUGGAAGCUGGAGUCAAUGUCAAUGUUGUUGACCAUCAGCAGAGCACUGCUCUACACCUGGCUGUGUUUAACAACCACACUGAUGUGGUCCGGCUGCUCAUCGACGCCGGCUGUGACCUGGACAUCACUGACUGUAGGCAGCAGACGGCGUUGCAUAUUGUGGCAGAGCGCGGUUGGCAGGACUUGGCUGAGAUGAUGCUAAUCUCAGGUGUGAACCUCAAUCUGACUGACAAGCAGGGAAAAACCAGCCUGGAGGUGGCGGCCCGAGGAAACCAGGUGGUCCUGGUGGACAUGAUCAUCAAAGCUGACCGCUUCUACAAAUGGGAGAAGGAUCACAUGGACAGCGGUCCAGACUCCUGGUCAGGGAGACCCCUGAGCUUUAAGCAGGACCACCAGCCUGAGACCCAGCACCUCCGCUCUGUGCUCUGGACCUUAGCUACCAAACACCUGUGCCGUGGAGAGUGGAGGUUCCUGGCUCAGCACUGGGGCUUCAGUGACGCACACAUACGGGCAAUAGAGCAACAGUGGACGGGUAUGAAGAGCUUUAAGGAGCACGGCCAUCGUAUGCUGCUGAUUUGGCUCCACGGUGAAACGGUGUCAGGGCAGAACCCGGUCAAAGGCCUGUAUGAAGGACUGGUAGAGAUCUCCCGCACAGACCUGGCAGAAUGCAUCCGACAGAAGGCGAACGCAGAGACAAGUUCUCCGAAGAACUGCUCUCUGAUGUGACCGACGCCGUGGGUCACUGUGAGAACACACCAGAUCGAUAUCUGACUUUGCACAACGAAUGACCAAAGGAGGGAUAGAGGAUGCAGUACUUGAUAUCCAAUGCAUCCUAAAGCCUAUACAGCAGGGGUUAUAAGGUCAAAUGAGGUCAGGGCCACCGCUUCUAUCUCAUUGGACGAUCACAUAAGUAUUUAAGUAAAACAAAAAAUAGAGCCAAAAUUGUUUGUUUUUUUCAUUCCUUAAUGACUAACUAUAGGAUUUUAUUGAAAUACAAAUACCAAUAGAUUCCAAAUACAUUUGGAAUAGAAUAAUUAUUCCCACCCAAACAUUAUUUACAAGGAGAGGGAAGAAGAAUCUGUCACUUCAAACUAAAGUAAAAAUGUUUGUAAUCUACUCAUGGGCCAAAAGUGGCCCCUGGGCCGGAGGUUUAACAUCCCUGCUAUAUAGACACAAGUCAUUAUUAAAUGAACAGUGUGACCUGAGAAAUGAGCAGCUGCUCCCUCCUCUUCCUCAUUCUGACAAUCAAUAUUAUUGCGUAAUUAUGUGGAAAUAUUAGCUUUGGCCGUCUCUCCUGGUGCAGUCUGGGAUCUUGGCCUUUGUUUGGUAAUUCUGGCUGCGUUUAUUGACAGGGAGAAUUUGGGGACAGGCUGUUGACGUUCACAGUCACUGCAUUGAUUAGAAGUGAGACGACGGUAAAUGCUCUGUGGUCCUGGAGACUACUGUAGUACAAGACAACUGCACUACCUACUGAGCUGAGCUGCAUAAAUGAAAAUAUUUUAAGCAGUAUUUGAAAGGAGUAUUUGAAAUGGCGGUCACUGUACAUUUUUACAGGGUUUUUACUUUGGUUUUACAGGGACUACAGGUUACAGGUUAACAGUGGCAUCAGUGCCUCCUUACCAACAGGCUCAUGUUGCAGAGCACUUAUAAAUAUAUUUUAAGUGUGUUGAGAGACUUAAUCGUUCUGUUUUGGCGAUGCUUUGCUAACAGACGUAGAAUAGCUUCAUACUAUUCUGUUCUCAUUUGCUCUUAUUCAGCACAAGAACACACUGACCGAUAGUCCAAUGUGUGAGGAAUAAAAAGUAUUUACCAGCAAUACUUUAGAAUUUACUAUUUUGAACAACUUUUGUUUUUUUAAGUGUGAGAGUGCACAAAAAUAUUGAUUAUAGAAUUUGAUUUUUUUAAAUUAAAAAUACUAUGAGGUGUAAAAAUUCCAAAGGCUUUGCUCAAUAUUCUGAAAGUCACUAGUGCAGGUUAAAUAUAUUGUGUUUAUAUUCCAGUGAUUCCAGGUCAGAUACUGAUGUACAUGAAUAAAGAUCAUCGAGGAAACUUCAACAAUGACACAACUUGUAUAAACUCAAUUCCAUGUCUUUUGCAGAGAAGCAUAUUUUACAACAAUCAUGAUUCCCUUAGCCAACCAUCACUACUUCACCGACUUUGUUGUCAAGCAGCUGACGUUUUAAUCUAUUUGUAUAAAUGGUGUUUGCAUGACGGUCAUUGUUUACAACUACAUAUUACUUAUUCUGCUUUUGCUUAACUGUUUUUACCAUUUUUGUAGAAUUUUGUAUGUACAUUUUACUGUAACAGUAUAUUUGACAUAACAUCUAUAAAACUCAACAAUUCAAGAAAAGUUUUGUUUGUUUU
Messenger RNA from Cynoglossus semilaevis (tongue sole), 4624 nucleotides. It is a transcript of the gene ankdd1a, whose product is annotated as ankyrin repeat and death domain containing 1A. Gene Ontology annotation, molecular function: protein binding. The transcript has 15 exons. Lineage: Eukaryota; Metazoa; Chordata; Actinopteri; Pleuronectiformes; Cynoglossidae. Gene Ontology annotation, biological process: signal transduction. Bases 1472 to 2986 code for a protein of 504 amino acids. The record is from RefSeq and is a predicted model, not a curated record.